AUGCGGAAGGGCCCUUCAGUGUCACGGGAGCAGGCAGAGAUGGGAAGGCACAGCUCGGGGGGCGGCCUGCGUCACCACUGUCAGAGGGCGGGCCUCAGGGUGCCGGCAGGGGUCAGGGAAGGACUCGGGGAGCAGGCGACUCCAGAGUGGGGUCUUGGCAGGCGAGCAGGGUUACCUGGCAGAGAAGGCACGGGAGGCAUCCCUGGCAGGGGGCCCGACACCCGCCUCGGCAUGCAAGGAACGGCAGGACUCUCCUACCGGCCAGGGCUGCUGCGAAAGGGGAAAUCCAACCAGAGUGAAUGUGGCGCGCGGACAGCCCGCUGCCAUCAGCAUCGGAAGCGUGCCCCGCCGUCACGGGACUCGGAGCCGCGGCCGGCCCGCGAGCCGGAGCUGGGCAUCCCCUGCCUGCGCCCGGCUCGGCGCGCGCGGGGGCGGCGGACUGCGGCGAGCGCCAGAGGGGAACGGCCGGGGGACGCGUCCCUCCGGUCGGCGUGA
Rangifer tarandus platyrhynchus (Svalbard reindeer) is the source of this 495-nucleotide messenger RNA. Lineage: Eukaryota; Metazoa; Chordata; Mammalia; Artiodactyla; Cervidae. The record is from the annotation of a GenBank genome assembly.